Thyridium curvatum is the source of this 582-nucleotide messenger RNA. RefSeq lists its product as uncharacterized. The coding region runs from base 1 to 582 and encodes 193 amino acids. The record is from RefSeq and is a predicted model, not a curated record. NCBI's taxonomy places the organism in Eukaryota, Fungi, Ascomycota, Sordariomycetes, Thyridiales, Thyridiaceae. The transcript is spliced from 3 exons.
AUGAAGCUCUCCAGCGUUCUCUCCUUGCUCGUCGCAGCUCUCGUUGCAGCCAAUCCUGCCGGAGAGAAGAAACUCAACGCUCGCUACCGCGUGGUGCCGAGCGAUCUCCCCAAUCCCGGCAGACCCAAGGAGGCUCACGUCUGGGAUCAUAAUGCCCAUCUCUAUGGAGACUAUACCUUCUACUGCGGCGUCUUCUCCACCGGAGCACACAACAACCUUCGAGUCGAGAACAUCGAGAGACAGGAGCUGAUCUGGACCAUCGAGCCCGACUCCUGCGCCCGCGUCUUCUGCUGGAACACGAGCGCAAUCUACGUCUGCAAUAACCGCAACGACGAGUCGCUCGGCAUCCCCUCCAAAAACAUCGGCUGGAUGGCCGAGAGGCUGCUCACGCUGUGCUGCUCCCCUCAUGAGGGCGGAACUUCCGGCCAGCUCUUCCACCCUACCGAGGGCUACAACGUCGUGAUCGGCUACGGCAACUGCAACAACGAGGGCAGCUACACGCCCGACCACUACGUCUACCCGGGCCCCAACGGCGAGUGCCAGAAGUACAUCGAGCCUGCCCUGCCGCCGCGCGCUGUCUGA